Didymodactylos carnosus is the source of this 1386-nucleotide messenger RNA. The record is from the annotation of a GenBank genome assembly. NCBI's taxonomy places the organism in Eukaryota, Metazoa, Rotifera, Eurotatoria, Philodinida, Philodinidae.
AUGAAAUUAAUAAAGAAAGUAUCACCCCUUGGUCUAAUUGUUAAUGGUGCUAAUUCAUCCAAGAAAGGUACAAAAGAAGCAACAUCAAGUAAUAACAACAAAGCCUCGUUAUCGUCAUCAACAAAAAGAAUAGCUGGCUGUACGAAAAAAAAUCCAACAAAACCAACAACAACCAGUGUUGAAAGAACUAAAAAGCGUCCAAAUGACUCUUCAACAUUUAAUGAUGUUUCAGCUAAAAUUCGAAAAAAAAAUUAUGUUAACACUGGUGAAGAUGCAGUAGAGAUAUGUAAAUUUCAAGCGAUUCGAAGUGCAGCUGUUUUAAUUACUACCACAAUAGAUGAAACGUUAGCUAUAUUAGAUGAUACUGUUGAAGAAUUGAAAGAUUUUAAACGAAGAGUAGGUUAUACGCGGUUUGAUGUAAAAUUUGUGAUGAAAAUUGGCAUAAAAAAUCGAAUAAAAAAUUUAAUAACGUUAUUGAAACUAACAACAAUAACAACAAUAACAAACUCAAAUAACAAUAAAUACGACAACGGUCGAUGAUCAAAAUAUCGAUAGUCAAAAUUUAUACAAAUUAAUGUUAUCAUUACAUUCGAAAACAAGUUCCUAUGCAAAUCUUUCACCCAAACCUUUUCUGUUUACUCUAAUUGAAAAUAUAAGCAACAAUCUACAGAAACAAAAAAAUAACUAUCGGUUCAAUGACUGUGUUAAAAGAUUUUCCGUAUUAUUGUUCAUAUUAUGUGGUAGAAACGGAUAUAAUUUUAUAAAAUGCAAUCUAUUCUAUGCAUUACCAUCGAUAGUUACUAUUGCAGAAUUAAUUAGGCAACAAGAAAUAAAUUUAAAUGAAUGUUUUUUAGAUUCGAUCAAUUACGAGAACAUUUGAACUUAUUGAACACAUUUAAUAUGGUGUUCAGAAGAUUGCACGGGGGUUGUAUCAGAGGUAAACUAUCACACCAACACAAAUACAUUUAUUGGCUUUGUUUCUCCAUUAAAUAAUGGUAUACCUCACAGUCCGCAUUUUUCGCUAGAGCAGGCGGACAUUAACUUUAUAAGUGGACUGAAAUUAUCUGAACCUGAUUCUCUUUCCAAUGGAAUAGUUUUCCAGUUUCGACAAAGUUUUCCAGCGGGUUUUCCAGAGACCGGAUUUGUGGAAAACUCUUUGAAAAACAUUUUUAAACUGAAAAACCAUUCCAUUGCAUAGAGCAGCGUCGAUAACCUAUAGAAGCAGUUUUUUCAGACCUUUCACGGUUUCUCUCUUGAAGUUUGAAUUUUCAGCGGAAAGUUCUUCGUGUGAAUCCCAAAUCUAAGAAAUUUAUAGAAUUCAGAACGGAAGGACCGAAUUCAGAUGAAUUAUAUACCAUCCUUGCAGUUUUUCACGGUGAUUCCGAA